Molecule: messenger RNA, 381 nt
Organism: Symsagittifera roscoffensis
Lineage: Eukaryota; Metazoa; Xenacoelomorpha; Acoela; Convolutidae
Exons: 1
Coding region: 1-381 (126 amino acids)
Biological process (GO): regulation of transcription by RNA polymerase II; regulation of DNA damage response, signal transduction by p53 class mediator
Cellular component (GO): nucleus; polytene chromosome
Molecular function (GO): protein binding; histone H4K20 methyltransferase activity; transcription regulator activity
Source: RefSeq, a predicted model, not a curated record
AUGCAACCGUUUAAGAAAGAUGACGUGUUGGUGGAUUACCACAGCAAAGUCGUCACCAACAUCAAUGCCGACCAGUACUGUCUCCAACCAGGAGUUCUAAGCGAAUACGUAUUGCAAAUUGCGGGUCCUCCUAGGCGACUGAUCGACGAAUCAAAUGAGGAGUGCCCGAAACACAAAUUGGUCGUUUGCCUGGGUCGUUCGGCAAACCACGCCACCCAGAAGAAAAACAAGGCCAAUAUGAAGAUGGUGGAAGUUGUACUUUCCAUCAGAGGUGAGAGAGUAGUCAUCCUAAAAGCCAGGAGAGACAUUGCACCUUUUGAGCAAUUGCGCUUUGACUAUGGAGACAAAGUUGCUCAAGCGUUGUUUGAUGAAAGCAGAUAA